CGCGGGGUUGGAAGACGUUGCUUCCGGAAGCGGAAGCUAGGGGGCGGCACCCUGGGGACGCGAAAUUCCUACUGCUUACAAGAUGCAGAGGGAAGAGAAGCAGCUGGAGACGUCAGUAGAUGCGCUGCUGAAUCAAGUGGCGGAUCUGAAAAGUUCCUUGGGAAGUUUUAUUUGCAAGCUGGAGAACGAGUACGACCGGCUUACCUGGCCUUCAGUCCUGGACAGCUUCGCUCUGCUUUCCGGACAGCUGAACACCCUGAACAAGGUCCUCAAGCAUGAGAAGACCCCAUUGCUCCGGAACCAGGUCAUCAUUCCUCUGGUGCUAUCCCCAGACCGAGACGAGGAGCUCACGCGGCAGACAGAGGGCCGGGUUCCUGUCUUCAGUCAUGAAGUGGUCCCUGACCACCUGAGAACCAAACCAGACCCAGAGGUCGAGGAGCAGGAAAAGCAGCUGACCACAGAUGCGGCUCGAGUCGGCACUGAUGCUGCCCAGAAGCAAAUUCAGACCUUGAAUAAAAUGUGCUCGAACCUGCUGGAGAAAAUCAGCAAAGAGGAGCGAGAAUCAGAAAGUGGAGGUCUCCGUCAGAACAAGCAGACCUUCAACCCCACAGACACCAAUGCCCUGGUGGCUGCAGUUGCCUUUGGUAAGGGUCUGUCCAACUGGAGACCUCCUGGCACCAGUGGCCCCGGCCAGCCAGGCCAGCCUGGAGCAGGGGCCCUCCUGGCUGGAGCAUCGAGCGUGCAGCAAGUUCAGAUGACAGGCACGUCCAGUCAGCAACAGAGCCCUCUGCUCAGUGGAGUACAGAUGGCCCAAGCUGGCCAGCCAGGUAAGAUGCCAAGUGGCAUCAAAACUAACAUCAAGUCAGCUUCAAUGCACCCUUACCAGCGGUAAGCUGCCCACCGACCGCAGACACUACUCCUCUGCCUCCUUAGCAGCUUGGACCGCCCUCUCCUCCGCCUGGGUCUGCUUUUGAAGUGACAGAGGUCCGUGAGCAGAGCACCUCACCGGCACACCCCAUCUCAGAGAUCAGACCUCUUUCCUGGGCCUUCUCUCUCUUUCAGGUCCCCCAGGACUCCUGACUGCUCAGGCCUCACUGUGGCUCUGGGGAGCAUCUGGGUAGCCUGUUCUGCCUAGAAGGCAGCCUUGGCCCUACAAGCUGGGCUCGGUGAACCUCAAGGCCUGUCCAGUCACUGGUCUUUGGAGCACUUCCCUUCCCUUAAGGCCCUGGAACCCUGUGAAGGCCUCCUUGGACAGAGUCAGUUAUUUUAGCUGCUAAGGGAAGUUGGGAGGGUGGGUCCCAAUCUUAGUCUGGGAGCUGAUGGAACAGGCCAGUGUGAAGAACAGCGCUGUCCCAUCAUUAAAUAGAGAAAAGCUUGCUUUCCUGCUUUCUGGGAAAGGGGCUUCCUGAGCAAGCAUCCAGGGAGGGGACAGCCUUGGGGCCUUUGGCAAACAGCUCCACCUUUGCCAUGAGAACUGUGCCCAGGGAGGGAGAGGGCUGUAGGUUCUCCCCCCACCUCUGCCUACUCUUGGGCAGUGACAGCAGGAGGGCCCAGGAGUGUGCUACGCCAGCUGCCUGGCAUCCUGCACACCAUGCUAGGCCUGCUCCAGGGGGAGGCCACAGUUCCAACUGUCUGCUCUCCAGGUCUUCCCUCCGCCUCCUUUGGCAGCCCCUUUGGGCAGGCAUCUGGUUGCUGAUACCACAGGAAUUUCUUAGGGAUCCCUCAUGUAUCCUCAAUAAAAAAGGCUUUAAAGUGA
Messenger RNA from Phascolarctos cinereus (koala), 1756 nucleotides. It is a transcript of the gene MED8, whose product is annotated as mediator complex subunit 8. The record is from RefSeq and is a predicted model, not a curated record. Lineage: Eukaryota; Metazoa; Chordata; Mammalia; Diprotodontia; Phascolarctidae. Gene Ontology annotation, molecular function: transcription coregulator activity; RNA polymerase II cis-regulatory region sequence-specific DNA binding. Gene Ontology annotation, cellular component: core mediator complex; mediator complex. Gene Ontology annotation, biological process: regulation of transcription by RNA polymerase II.